Drosophila busckii is the source of this 1512-nucleotide messenger RNA. RefSeq lists its product as uncharacterized. The transcript is spliced from 2 exons. The record is from RefSeq and is a predicted model, not a curated record. Lineage: Eukaryota; Metazoa; Arthropoda; Insecta; Diptera; Drosophilidae. The coding region runs from base 1 to 1512 and encodes 503 amino acids.
AUGAACGCUAGUGACGGAGUCUACGCGGAGCUGUACGCUCACAUAUAUCGCUAUAACUUUAGUGGCAUUUUCUACUUUGCCAAUGAGCAAGAAAAUCAAAGCUGUCAGAUUGAAAAGUGGCUGCCAAUAGCUGGAAGCACCAUACCUACGCUAAUAUGGCGCACAUUUAAAACUGCGCAACUGAAUCUAGUGAUGAAUGAAGAACUGCUGGUUCUGGCAUGUUUGCCUGCUGUUUAUCGACAGGAUUUGUUAAAAACUUUGGUAACAAACUUUGGGGACACAAAUAGAAUAUACAGCUUUGACGCUUAUCCGGCGUAUGAACUACACAGUGUAGAAUUGAAAGGCCAAUACUUGUUUGAAGAUAAAACUUAUAAUCUAAAAGGCUACAAAAUGUUAACAUUGCCCGAUCUAUCAGAACCAAAUACUAUACUCUAUUACGAUAAGCAUGGAACAGCGAGGAUGUUGGGGUAUGUGUGGCAGAUGUUAACAGCGUUUUGCCACAAGCACAAGGCUGACUUGCAGCUUGCUUUAGAGCCUAAGCACUUAAGGCCGUUGACGCAAAUACAAGUCUUGGAUUUAGCACGUGAUGGCAUUGUGGACUUACCUGCAAGCGUUCAACCGUUGGCGAUACGUUAUCCUGAGCGUUAUCAUGAGUAUGCUUAUCCAGCAACGGUGGCCGGUUGGUGCACUAUGUUGCCCUUGGAGUCGCUUAUAAGUGUGCCUUCAUUCUACAGCUGGCUGCUGCCUGUAGCAACCUUAAGUUUUCUGGUGCUCCUGGGACUCAUUUAUCUACUGUUGCAAGAACGUUGGCGUCGCUUAAAACUUGCCUGGCUGGUGCUCGCUAUGUGGCUUACUUGCACUAUUGUCGGCAGCUUGAGCUCACUUUUUAUUGCGCCACCCACGGAACGGCAAAUCGAUAGUUUUCAAGCUUUAUCAGAUGCUAAAUUGCACAUUUUUGGAUUGCGUGCUGAAUACAACAAUUUCGACUUUGAUAUGCGCACCAAAUAUGCGAGCGCUUUUCGUCUCACGGAUAAAAUGUCCGAAUUGAUUGCAAUGCGGAAUUCUUUAAACACCAGCUUUGCCUAUACUGUAACCUACUCCAAGUGGUUGUUGUAUGCGGCGCAACAAGCUCAUUUGCCCAGACCAUUGUUUCGCUUUUCACAGGAUAUCUGCUAUUAUCAGCAUGUGCCUUUUGCUUUGGUUAUACCCGAGGAUUCACCGCAUCGUGUACAUUUACAAAGAUUUAUGCUGCAAUUAGGCGAAUCCGGCUUAUUCAAACACUGGAUUUCCAACAGUUACCAUUAUAUGCAGGAAGCGGGACGCCUAAACUACAAGCCACAAGCGCAGGUCAUCAUGCAACGCCAGGAGCACGGCUUAGCGAUGGAGGAUCUUUAUGGCUUAAUUAAAGCCUUCGCUAUAGGUUUAGUUGUAAGCACGGGUUUGUUUAUCUCCGAAUUGUUACUAUAUCGUUUUCGUGUUUGGGCUGGAUAUGUAGACAAUUCAACACUAUAA